Pogonomyrmex barbatus (red harvester ant) is the source of this 847-nucleotide messenger RNA. It is a transcript of the gene gig, whose product is annotated as TSC complex subunit tuberin. Gene Ontology annotation, molecular function: GTPase activator activity. Gene Ontology annotation, cellular component: cytoplasm; nucleus; TSC1-TSC2 complex. Gene Ontology annotation, biological process: positive regulation of GTPase activity; negative regulation of insulin receptor signaling pathway; regulation of cell cycle. The record is from RefSeq and is a predicted model, not a curated record. NCBI's taxonomy places the organism in Eukaryota, Metazoa, Arthropoda, Insecta, Hymenoptera, Formicidae.
AAAGUAUUAUUAUUCCCUAAGAGAUUAAUUCUAUUAAAUAAAUCUUUAGGUGAGUGAUAAGAGUUUGCGUCUCCCUGAGUCACUUUAUAAUGUUCCGCCUAAAUUUACUCUCUCUGAAUUUCGAGUCUACGUUUUUCCAAUACUAGCAUCUCUGGCGUCAUAUCAUGCACAUUUGGAACCUUAUUUACAACAGAGUCUAAUAAAAUGUUUAGAGGUUGGUUUGACAGCAAAGUGCGCAAGUCAAUGUGUAACCAGUCUUACAAUCUGCACAUUAGAAAUGCGUGACGCAAUGAAUAAACUUUUGUCUGAAGUAUUGUUAAAUUUAUCCAAAAUUUCUGCAACCGUCUAUAUUGCUAUACCUAUUAUAGAAUUUUUAUCAACGUUAACUAGACUUCCGAAAGUUUUUGCCAGCUUUAUUGGAGAUCAGUAUAUGUCUGUAUUUGCAAUAUUAUUGCCGUAUACUAACCCUUUUAAAUAUAAUCAUUAUACUGUCUCUCUAGCUUACCAUGUAAUUGCAGUAUGGUUUUUAAAAUGCAGACUUCCCUUUCGGAGAGAUUUUGUUAAAUUUAUUACUACAGGAUUGAAAGCAAAUGUGAUCAUUCCUCUUGAAGAAGGACAUUUAAUGAAAUCUGAUUUUAGUGUCAUUAAUGAAGAUUCCUCGAAUAGAAAACGUAGUUCCAGUUUGACUGAACAAGUAGGAAUAAAAAUCUAUGAUAAUUAUAUUUAUCAAAAUGUUUUUUAAUAAUGUGCGUGCGUGCCUGCACGCGUAUUAAAAUUAUGUGUGUGAAUUUCUUAGAAUUUCUUAUAUGCAUGUGCAUGCCUAUCUUUUUCUUCAUACUUAUGUAAU